Molecule: messenger RNA, 4420 nt
Organism: Scleropages formosus (Asian bonytongue)
Lineage: Eukaryota; Metazoa; Chordata; Actinopteri; Osteoglossiformes; Osteoglossidae
Gene: rnf19a
Product: ring finger protein 19A, RBR E3 ubiquitin protein ligase
Exons: 10
Coding region: 376-2673 (765 amino acids)
Biological process (GO): protein ubiquitination
Molecular function (GO): zinc ion binding; ubiquitin-protein transferase activity
Source: RefSeq, a predicted model, not a curated record
GAAAGACUGAGUGAGGACGUGAGCUGAUCUGGAUCGCAAGGGUCUCCUUGUGAGGCGGGGUGGAACACAAGUAGUCCGAAAAGAAAGCGAGAGCAAAUAGGGGUCUUUCGGGAUUAAUUCUUCUUCUUUUGUUCUUCUUUGCGGGCCGCGCUUCUCGACUGAGUUGGACCUGAGGCGUUUUAUGUGUUCAACCACGACUGAAGAGACUGAUUCCCCUUCAGUCCUGUCUGGAGGAUCUGGUGUGCCAUUGGCCUGUUUAGGUUGGAUGAAAACUGGGGCUGAUGGGAGGAAGCUACCAUGUCUUAGUUGGCUUCCCACUCUGACACUCCUGCCCCCUUCCCCCCCCCCUCCCCUGAUUGCUGUCCUCCUGGAGACAUGAGCCUUCAGAGGCAACAGCAAACGAUGGGAUCUGACCGGGACCUUCAGUCUGCCACCUCCUCAGUCAGCCUGCCCUCUGUCAAGAAGGCACCCAGGAAGCACAGGCUGUCGCUGCGCUCGUUCUUUCGACGACGCCGUGAGCCAAAGCGCCGCUCCUGUGACCUGGGUGUGGAUGGCAUCGCCAGUGUGGAGAGCAUCCACUCGGAGAUGUGCCAGGAGAGGGUACCGGGGAUAGCUUCCUCUGCCUCCUCAUCCUCAGCUGUCUCCUCAUCCUCAGCAGAGCUGUUGGAGUGCCCGCUAUGCCUGCUGCGGCACACACGCGAGCGUUUCCCUGAGAUCAUGACAUGCCCGCACCGUUCCUGUGCAGACUGCCUGCGCCAAUACCUGCGCAUCGAAAUCUCUGAAAGUCGUGUUAACAUCAGCUGCCCUGAGUGCACCGAGCGCUUCAACCCACACGAUAUUCGCACAAUCCUGGCCGACCGAACCCUCAUGGAGAAGUACGAGGAGUUCAUGCUGCGCCGCUGGCUGGUGGCAGACCCAGACUGCCGCUGGUGCCCUGCCCCCGACUGUGGGUAUGCCGUAAUUGCCUUCGGUUGCGCCAGCUGCCCCAAGAUCACGUGUGGCCGAGAAGGUUGCGGGACAGAGUUCUGCUACCACUGCAAGCAGCUGUGGCAUCCCAACCAGACAUGUGAUGCUGCCAGGCAACAAAGAGCGCACAGUCUAAGGCUGAGGACCACACGCUCGUCUUCCUUGAGUUACAGCCAGGAGAGCGGAGCCCAAGCUGAUGACAUCAAGCCCUGUCCACGCUGUGCUGCCUACAUUAUCAAGAUGAAUGAUGGUAGUUGCAACCACAUGACCUGCGCUGUGUGUGGCUGUGAGUUCUGCUGGCUCUGCAUGAAGGAGAUCUCUGACCUGCACUACCUGAGCCCGUCCGGGUGCACCUUUUGGGGUAAGAAACCCUGGAGCCGGAAGAAGAAGAUCCUGUGGCAGUUGGGCACAUUGGUGGGUGCCCCGGUGGGCAUCGCCCUCAUCGCUGGCAUAGCCAUCCCUGCCAUGGUCAUUGGCAUCCCCGUCUAUGUGGGAAGGAAGAUUCACAGUCGCUAUGAAGGGAAGGAUAUCUCAAAGCACAAGAGGAACCUGGUAAUUGCAGGAGGCGUGACUCUGUCAGUCAUAGUGUCUCCUGUAGUGGCAGCAGUUACUGUAGGCAUCGGGGUUCCCAUCAUGCUCGCCUACGUGUACGGCGUGGUGCCCAUCUCGCUGUGCCGCAGUGGGGGGUGCGGUGUGUCUGCUGGCAAUGGCAAAGGUGUGCGCAUUGAGUUUGAUGACGAGAACGACAUGAAUGUAGGGGCCGGACCAGCCACCAUCGACAGUGCCUCUGUGGUGGAGACGCGCAACAACCCCAGUAUCGGUGAGGGCAGUGUGGGUGGCCUGACCGGUAUCCUGAGCGCCAGCGGCUGCCACAUGGACCACAUGGGUACUACCCGUGACAACAUAAGUGAGAACGCCAGCAUCUUGGCACUGGCUGGUGCAAGCAUCACCGGGAGCCUUUCAGGCAGCACCAUGGUCAGCUGCUUCAACAGGCUUGAGGUGCAGGCAGAUGUUCAGAAGGAGCGCUACAGCCUUAGUGGGGAGUCUGCCACUGUCAGUCUGGGGACAAUCAGUGACUGUGCCAGCACUAAAGCUAUGGCAGGAUCGAUCCUUAGUUCCUGCGUGCCUCUGGACAGGGAUGGCAACAGUAUGGAGGUGCAGGUGGACAUAGAGUCCAAGCCCAGAAAGCAGAGGCAUCACAGCGGUGGCAGCAGCAUGGAUGACGGCAGCAGUGGUGGGCGCGGGGCAGCGUCUGACUGCAAGGCCCUUGCCACCAAGUGGGCCAAGGAUGCCUCCUCGUCUUCCUCCGGGAAGAAGAGCAAAGGCAAGCUGCGGAGAAAGGCUGGCACCCACAUCAACGAGACGCGUGAAGACAUGGAGGCGAGACUGCUGGAGCGGCGCAGCAACACACCCAGUGAGUGCGACACACCCUCUCUGAGCGGCAGUCUGCCCUCGGUGGCUGAGUCGCACUGUAGCCGCUUGUCCUUUGAACUCAGCUGCUCCGAGCCAGAAAGUGCCAAGGUGGAUGGCCGCAUCCGCCCGGCUACAGUUAGUCCGCUACCCGAGGUGGAAAAUGACCGGCUGGAGAGUUGCUCUGCCCCGAUCCCUCUUUCUCCUGAAAUCUCUCCACUCCGCCGUGUUGCCGAGGGAGAGGACCCCCAGCCAACGAGCCCCCCAAGGAACUUUUGCAUUCAGACAGAUAUCUAGUUCCUCAAGUCCUGUGGAUGCACUUUGCAAGAUCCCCAGUCUCUCUCGCUUGCAUCAGUUUGUACAGUUUGCUAAAGAAGCUAAUGUUCAAUGUUUACUUUAUUUAAAAUAUUUAGUUCUAUCAUUUACCCCUUUUCACUGGAUGUGUUCAGUUAAGUUGUCACUAAGUCGGUCAGGUAGCACGACAAAGUUAUAGAUGAAGCGAUGUGAUCGAUGGAUGACGACAACUCGGACACUUUCUAAAAUGCCCUGUGAUGCUUCUGCAAGUGUGGAGGGGAUGGGGAUGUCCCAGAUUGUCAAAGCCCACAGUUUUGUGUGAUUCUGCUGCACGUGUGGAGUCAGAAUGGCGAUGGCAGCAUUACACGUGCAAGCGGUUUUGGAUGCUCUUUUACCCAUUCUUGAAGGCACUGUAAGAUUCUGGGAUUUUGGCGAGAUCUUGUUUUUGUGAGGACCACAAGAAGGAUCCAGUAGUUGUACGUUUCCAGUUAUUCUCAUGCCCUGGUGUGUACAGUCUGUUUGGAACCCCACUGUGCUAUGUUUCCACGUGAUUUGUUCUUCACCCACAAAUGCUUCACGACAUGCGUAUUGUAGAAAUCUCAAUUCUGUCAAAAGAGGGACCAGUUGGUGCAGUUUUUCUUCCAGAAUUUGUGGAUAUUGAAUACUAAGGGAAUGUGGGAUUGAGUUGUAUUUAAUUUAUUCUUUUCAAAAUACGACUAACAAUCGGAGCCCUCCUUGGAACUGUGGGUGUGUGACUGUUGGCAAACAGCCGAGGGAGGGAGCAGGGUGGAAAUCCCCAUUUAGUUACCUCUAAAAUGCUACAAAUUUGCACUCUUGUGAUCUGGCAGGGGUGUUUCACCCAGCAGGAUAACGCCUGUACCUCGUGGUGAACUUUGAACAUGGUGUGUGGGGUUUUUUUGGCGGGGGGUGCGUGGGUGGGGGUGGAUAUUGAAUCUAAUUUGUGAACAUGUUCGAAACUUUAACUGGCUAACAAGUGUUGUCCUGCUUGGCGAAAUUAGUAUAUAAUGAGUAUAUAAACCCAGCUGAGGGAGAAGGAUUGGAACACAGGUCAAGGUUCCAGCAUCCUGUGAACCAAAAGCUUACACCCUUCUGAAACUUGUACAUAUAUAUUCAGAGCUGAAGGCUUUAGGCCAGGUCAUUCUUGCAGAAAGUGGACUCUUGGUGCCUUCUGAAAAGCUGUCGGUAUCGUUUUUCAAUUUUGUGUCUUUAAAACAAACCUGCAGCUGAAUGUCUGUGUAGAAAGAUUCUCAUAUGUUUACAUUAACUGUGGUAGACAUCAUGAAUACCCAUGUUUUUCUUACUGUCUCACCUACCAAAGAUGGCUCUCAGGCUUCCAUUGAAUCGCAUUCCUGUCACCCUUGAUGUGUGCGACACCUCAGAUGGAGAGCACGUAGUGGGCCCUCCCCCCUUGUCCUCCGCCUGGAUAGAUGUGGCGGUGCGCUGCCUUUACAAAUAUCCAGAAUUCCUCCAUAUAGCUGCUGAGCGCUGGCCACACACCCUGUUCAGCCUGGUUCCUCGGUGUACGACAGUGCACCGCGUUUCAGUCAGGGGUCGGACACCGCUCUCCCCUGUCUGUUUUGCCACUCUGGUGCUGCUCGGUGGAAGUGGGAACACCACAGUCUGCAGUUUUUCGUCACUAUAUUUUGAACACUAGUGCCAGGUGUAACACCUUAUUUGAACAGGACUGCUUACAGAAUUUGUACAAUUGUUUGCUAAUUUGCUUUAUAAA